AUGUCACGAUCUCUUGUUCCCUUUGUGAAGACGAAUAAGUCAUCUCACCCAGGCUUUGUCAAGCUUGAAGAUGAUUUCACCAACGACUGCGGAGAACUUCUGGCCCUAUUCAGAAAGAAGCCUGCAACCUAUCAACGAAUGACAAAGUUGAUAAAGUUAUUAAAUAAAAAGGUGGGAGAGUUAGACGCAGAGAAGGGGAAGUUGGCUGCAGAGGAAGCAGCCAUCCCGACCAUUGAAGAUCUGAUCCCUAAUUGGGUUCGAGUGCACGCUCCCCAAAGCAUAUCUGCCGCAUCAUCAUGCGGAAUUUCAACCAUGUCCUGCCGUUCCGGGACUCAACGGGCGGCCCCCCUUGACCCGAUUCGACAUGGGUCGAAGACAUACCAGAUACCGGAUCUCCUUCCAAGGAGGCCAUUCUAUCUCCCAGUGGUAGGGAACCCGAGUGCAGCGGUUUUCUAUUUCGGGCCUCGUGAUGGCCACGAAAUUUACGCCAGGCUUAGCCCCUGGGAUACUUUCGCACUCCCAAAGCGCAGCGUCGUAGCGGGGUCUGGGCGGCAGCUUCGGUUCGCCGAGCUGCCGGCCCAUUUUGUUCGGGAGAGGAGCAGAUUUAAGUUCCUCUGGGAGGGGCUGGCGGCGUGCCGGCGAGUUGAGGCGUGGUGCGGUGACGUAGAAAGUCACCGCUGGGGCUUCAUCGACCCCAACAAACUAACUAGGGAGGAGGCGAAGCGGGGGAGACAACUGCGUCCAUGGUUAGACAACAUGGACCACGCUCGGAUGAAGGCUCUCGACAAGAGGUUUUAUCCUGUCGGGGUCGCGACAGGUCCUCCAGUCCUUAUAGGAGGGCAAUCCGAGGCCAGUGGCCAGUCCGAGCUCACGGACGACAACGUUCCCGAAGAGGGUAUCGUUGUUCGUCCCUCUGAGCUCCAGAAAUACCUGGACGAGUUGACAGAAAGGCUGGAGAGACGGAUGGAGCAGCUUGUUGGGGAGGUUAGGACGGCCGCGGCCGGCCGAGCCAACCCCACGGGCCCUCCUCCCGCUGGAGGUAGUCCGAGUGUUCAGGCCAGAGCCACUGAUACACCGGCGACCCAAGGGCCUCAUGCUCUUGCCAGCGGCCGUGAGCCAUCCGUCUACGGCUCCAGCGAUAGUGGCGGGUCGCAAGGCCCAAAUCUCUGGGUAUACACCCCGGCGAUGACAGAGGGUGAUGGUGGUUCAUUCUGCCACCCCUCCGAGUCGGGUCCCGCCUGCAUCAUGGAUAGCUAUGAUGACGGGCACCUGAGAUUGGGUUUCCCGCCGCUGGUCCCGGCUACCUUGUGGGGGACUUACCCGUCAGAUAUCCUGCCACGAUCGGCCUGGCCCCUCCAGGGGGCCGCGAUCGAUGGCGACAACCUCAUCGCACUCUAG
Orbilia oligospora ATCC 24927 is the source of this 1398-nucleotide messenger RNA. RefSeq lists its product as uncharacterized. NCBI's taxonomy places the organism in Eukaryota, Fungi, Ascomycota, Orbiliomycetes, Orbiliales, Orbiliaceae. The transcript is spliced from 2 exons. The coding region runs from base 1 to 1398 and encodes 465 amino acids. The record is from RefSeq and is a predicted model, not a curated record.